This is a messenger RNA of Mytilinidion resinicola, 956 nucleotides long. RefSeq lists its product as uncharacterized. NCBI's taxonomy places the organism in Eukaryota, Fungi, Ascomycota, Dothideomycetes, Mytilinidiales, Mytilinidiaceae. The coding region runs from base 196 to 744 and encodes 182 amino acids. The record is from RefSeq and is a predicted model, not a curated record. The transcript is spliced from 4 exons.
CACUCACAGCAGCCUUGUCUCUCACUUCUACCUCUCCCACGGCCUUCCAUACCUCGCGGAUCUCAGUUAUUCGCUCGACUUGAUCGAACCCUCACUUUCCCACGCGCUAUUCUAUCCUUGUUUUUCACGGCAUCAACGCCGCAGCCCACCCCACCACCCCACUACCUCUGGUCCAACCCUCCAACAACGGGCAAGAUGCUCAAGAUAUGGUCUAUGAAGCAGAAGCAGCAGCAGGAUGAGUCUGCUGCGACAGGACCGAAGAAGAAGAAGGUCACCGCUGCGCAGCUGCGAGUCCAGAAAGAUCUCUCGGAGCUAUCACUAGGCUCAACCAUGAAGACCGACUUUCCCAACCCCGACGACAUUCUAAACUUUACCCUGACAAUCGAGCCGGACGAGGGCAUGUACAAAGGCGGCCGCUUCAACUUCAACUUCGCCAUCAACCAGAACUUCCCACACGACCCGCCAAAGGUCAAGUGCACUCAGAAGAUCUACCACCCGAACAUCGAUCUAGAGGGCAACGUCUGCUUGAACAUUCUCAGGGAGGACUGGAAGCCGGUGUUAAACCUGAACGCGGUGAUCGUGGGACUGCAGUUUCUCUUCCUGGAACCAAAUGCGUCCGACCCGCUAAACAAGGAGGCUGCCGAAGACCUCAAGUCGAACCGAGAAGGCUUCAAGCGCAACGUGCGGUCAGCCAUGGGAGGAGGCGCCGUCAAGGGCCAGUCAUACGAGCGCGUCCUCAAAUGAGGGUUGAGAUAAUGCAGACUGGCGGGGUGUUGAUUUUGACGAGAUCAUAGCGAGCAUCUGCUAUUCGGAGUCUUGGGUUUGGGGCGUACAUACUCGGGGUGUCCCGAUACUCUGGUCGGUGAACUAUGCAGCUUUACAUGAAGGGCAGAUUUCGGGUUUGGUUGAGCGGUUGGCAAAUUCUAGAGCAGAGAUCUGAGGCCGUCGCAUAGAAC